Molecule: messenger RNA, 1059 nt
Organism: Coffea eugenioides
Lineage: Eukaryota; Viridiplantae; Streptophyta; Magnoliopsida; Gentianales; Rubiaceae
Exons: 3
Coding region: 1-1059 (352 amino acids)
Molecular function (GO): zinc ion binding
Source: RefSeq, a predicted model, not a curated record
AUGGAUAGGAAGAACACACAAGCUACAGCUGACUGGAUUGCCAAGAAACUAGUACCAGUCAUGAGAAUUCAUCCUAACAUGUCCAUCAAAGGGGUAGAAGCAGAGAUGAUUAAAUAUGGUGUGCAUCCAAGCAAAUGGCAGAUUUAUAGAGCACUAACUAAAGCAAGAAAUGAGAUUGAAGGAAAUCACAGUGAAUUAUACACCAAAUUGCCAAAGUAUGCAGAACUCCUCAGGAAAUACAAUCCACACAGUAUCUGCAAAAUACAUUAUGAUAGGCCUACUCUUCUUGUUGAGCCUAGAUUUCUAAGAAUCUUUAUUAGUUUCAAAGCUCAAAGAAGUGGAUUUGUUGAAGGCUGUAGACCUUUUGUUGGUUUUGAUGGAUGCUUUUUAAAAGGUCUUUUUGGUGGUGUGCUUCUUACAGCAGUCACCUUAGAUGCUAACAAUAGCAUUUUUCCUAUUGCAUUUGUUGUGGCUAAAGCUGAAAAUAAAGAAACAUGGACUUAUGAAGAGGUAGUGCCUGUUGCUAGUGGAAGGCAUUGCUGUAGGCAUAUCUGCAACAAUUUUAAAGCUCAAUUUCCUGGACAUAAUGAAGCCAUGGCCAGCAUAAAGGAGCUAAACAUAGAAGUUUGGAAAUAUUUGGAUAAAAUUUCCAAACCAACUUGGUAUAGAUAUACCUUUAAUACUGGACUCAAAUGUGAUCAUGUCACAAAUAACUGCACAGAGUCCUUUAAUGCAUGGAUAGGUGAGCUAAGAGGGAAACCUAUCUUGACACUAGUUGAUGGGCUGAGGAACAAGUUCAUGAAGAAAAUACAUAAGAGAUAUCAGAAAGGGUGCAUGCUCACCACUACUGUCACACCAAAGAUGAUUGGUAAACUACAAAGAAUAGGACAAGCCUCAAGACAAUGUGAACUGACUAUGGCUUCUGAUGACGUUUUUGAAAUGGGGGAUAUGUACAGGUCUUACAUAGUCAAUUUAGCAGCUAAAAGUUGUGAUUGUGGAGCAUUUCAAAUUUUAGGACUUCCUUGUAAACAUGCUGCAUUGGGGAUUAUCUACAAGUGA